Fusarium odoratissimum NRRL 54006 is the source of this 1355-nucleotide messenger RNA. RefSeq lists its product as uncharacterized. The transcript is spliced from 3 exons. Bases 100 to 1062 code for a protein of 320 amino acids. The record is from RefSeq and is a predicted model, not a curated record. NCBI's taxonomy places the organism in Eukaryota, Fungi, Ascomycota, Sordariomycetes, Hypocreales, Nectriaceae.
AGAAGCAAUGCUUCGAGUUUUGCUUCGCGAAGUGAUGCCUCCGUGUCACGCGACAGCAAACGCUCAAAACGGUCGCAGUCACCGACCAAACUAUUUCCUAUGUACGGGCCAGAGGGCCAAAGAUUAAUUAGAGACGCACUCAGCACGACAGCACCGCGGCAGUCCUUGCCUUCGUCCCUUUCUGAAUUAAUCCAAGAUAUCAAUGAUAUAUCCAGAGGCUUCAGCAUUAUUCCGCAAAGCAUGAAGGCAGCUCUAGAUCAGCAUCUCAAGAACACCGCGCCACUUGAUCGACUGCACGGCUUUAUGUUCUUUGAAGAUACCAAUAGUAUCAAGGACCUCGAUGAAUCACUUGAUUGGGCGUCAGCUAGGGAAGUCCUUCGUCGUGCUUUGCGCAUCGCUGAUCGGUCUGGCCAAUGCUCCCAGAUGCUUAGCGACGAGUCGGCGUGGAACAACAUGGUGCAUACUCCUCUGCUCGAACUGUUUGCUCGCGAUAUGUACAGCUGUACAAAUCAAGAACUUCUUGACUUCAUAUCUUGCACGACGACAAACGUCGACUCAGCAUAUCAUAGAUUCCCCGACACAGCAAGCCGGGUUGACUACGUCCUACGUUUCAUACCAGAACGUGAUCCUACCUUCCAUGCCCCAUCUGACGUUAUGGCGCCCUGCUUCAAUUGGACGUCCGACAGACUGCUGCAACAGUACCCACUCGCCUUUAGCAUCGAAACUAAGCGUUACGGUGGUAACACGGCAAAAGGGGAGCAGCAGAUGGGGAUUUGGCAUGCCGCUCAGUGGGAGUUUUUAAUAUCCAGGACUGGCUCAGUGGCCACAAAUAAGCUCGAAUUCUUACCAGGCGUUGUGGUACAGGGUCAUAUUUGGUCACUUGUUAUCACGACGAGGUCCCAAGCUAUAACAACUGUUCUUUGCAGUGUUGAGUUUGGAAAUACCAGCUCUGUUAUUGGCGUGCUCCAAGUCAUCGCUGGUCUGCGACGUCUGCGAAAAUGGUCUCUUGAAAUCUUAUGGCCGUGGUAUAAAGAGAAUCUACCUGGACUUUGUCAGCUCUGACUAUUUCACACUCAGUUUGACCCUCCCUGACCUUAGGCUAGCCCGGAAACAACCAGGUCGGAUCCGUGUAACGACAGAAGACGAGGUCAAACGAUUCGCUGAGCUUGUAGAGCUAGGCGCCGCUUGGCUUCCCACGGUCGACUCGAACCUAUCCGAGCUGGACGAGCUGGCCACUGCAAUCGUGAAUCUCCUUACACCGGCGCCGCGGCUGCCUUCCGGGCCAUCAAAAAACUCUACCCUACCCAAGAAUGAAGACUAGAAAUGCGCCGCAUUUCCAUCUAGGCCCGUGCCAG